AUGUUUUCUAAGCACCCCGAGGAAACCCUUGAUGUCUAUAAACUCUUCAGACAAGAAGAAGUCAAUCCACAGAUGAAUGAUGAUGAGCCUACCAGGAAAAAGAUUUGGGCAAGAUUAACCAAAGUUGAUAUAAAUAAUGUGAAAUUGUUACAGGAUAUCACUAACGAAAACCUACCUAUAAGCUACCCAUUAAGUUUCUUCCAGGAAGCACUCCCAGGAAACAAUAACGACGUGUACUUAACUAGAAUAUGUGUAGUAGAUGAUGCGGUUGCUGGUGCCGUUAAAGCCAAAUUACUCUUAGGGGUUAACGGUACAGUACUACCAAGAGGUAUUUACAUAGAAACACUUGUAGUCGCAAAAGAAUGGCGGUCUCAUCGACUUGGCAAGCUCUUGUUAAAGUUCAUUGAAGAUGAAUGUCAAAAUUAUUUUCUUCACAAUAUAAUUGUUCAUGUUUCCACUAAUAAUAAGAGAGCCAUUAAAUGGUAUUUUUCUAAUGGAUUUCGACAAGUAGGUGCUGAAUUGACACAUUAUUAUAAAAUUGAUAACCAACCAGGUAAUGCAGUCAUAAUGGUGAAGAAUAUCCAAUGA
Naumovozyma castellii is the source of this 588-nucleotide messenger RNA. RefSeq names its product GNAT family N-acetyltransferase. The transcript has a single exon. NCBI's taxonomy places the organism in Eukaryota, Fungi, Ascomycota, Saccharomycetes, Saccharomycetales, Saccharomycetaceae. The record is from RefSeq and is a predicted model, not a curated record. Bases 1 to 588 code for a protein of 195 amino acids.